ACCACACGUAGCCGCCUUUCUGAUCCACAUACACCCUACCGGAAACCGUCCAGAUUCAUGCCCCCUUCUCCUCCUCCCACUAAUCUGACCGCAAUACCAACCAGGUUCGCGCAUCCCUUUUUAGGCACAUGUCUCAUUCUUAUAAAUUGCCACAUCACUGCCCCCUCUCUCAAAUCAUAAUCCACUAAUUAAUUCUCCAAUUGGAUUAAUCCCCUUCCCCUUUUUGGUCCGUUCUUCGAUCGCCGGAAGCCAUCUCGGCGAUGGCUUCUAUGGAAACUUUCAUCGCGAAAUCUCCACGCAGCCAUCUGCGACUUCCCGGAACCCGGCGAACCGAUUUCGCCGGCGCCGCCGCCCGCUUCCGGCGGGUCUCACGCUGCCCGGCUGGGGUUCGGUGCGGCCUGAUUAAGCCGGAUGGCGGGAAGCUGGUGGAGCUGGUGGCGACGGUAGGGCCGGAGCGGGAGGCUCUUCGGAAGGAGGCUGCGAUGGCGGGAGGUUUGCCGCGGAUUAAGCUAUCGAGGAUCGAUUUGCAGUGGGUGCAUGUGUUGAGUGAGGGGUGGGCGAGCCCGCUCCGGGGCUUCAUGAGAGAAGCCGAGUUCCUCCAAACUCUUCAUUUUAAUUGCCUGCGGAUGCCGGACGGCUCUGUGGUCAAUAUGUCGGUGCCGAUCGUGCUCGCGCUUGACGAUGAGCAGAAGCGGGUUGUUGAAGGGCGGGAUAGAGUUGUGCUUGCUGAUGUUAAUAACAAUCCCAUUGCCGUUCUUAAAGACAUUGAGAUAUUCAAGCAUAACAAGGAAGAACGAAUUGCUAGAACAUGGGGAACAACUGCCCCUGGGCUACCCUAUGUUGAAGAAACCAUAACCAAUGCCGGCAACUGGCUCAUAGGUGGAGAUUUGGAGGUCAUAGAGCCAGUUAAAUACAACGACGGACUCGAUAAAUAUCGCCUUUCACCUGCGGAACUUCGCGAAGAGUUCACAAAGCGCAAUGCAGAUGCCGUCUUUGCUUUUCAGCUCCGAAAUCCUGUGCAUAAUGGUCAUGCAUUGCUCAUGACUGAUACUCGUAAGCGUCUCUUGGAGAUGGGCUAUAAAAAUCCAAUUUUGUUGCUUCACCCUCUGGGAGGCUAUACUAAAGCUGAUGAUGUACCACUCAGUUGGAGAAUGAAGCAGCAUGAGAAGGUGCUUGAGGAAGGUGUGCUUGACCCUGAUACUACAGUUGUGGCCAUCUUCCCCUCCCCCAUGCAUUAUGCUGGGCCAACUGAGGUGCAGUGGCAUGCCAAGUCUCGUAUUAACGCCGGUGCUAAUUUCUACAUUGUUGGUAGAGAUCCUGCUGGCAUGGCUCAUCCCCUUGAGAAACGAGACCUUUAUGAUGCCGACCACGGGAAGAAGGUACUCAGCAUGGCCCCUGGUCUCGAGAGACUCAACAUCCUGCCUUUCAAGGUAGCUGCUUAUGAUAAAACACAGGGAAAGAUGGCUUUCUUCGAUCAUUCAAGGCCCCAGGAUUUCCUCUUCAUCUCUGGCACCAAGAUGAGAAACCUUGCCAAGAACCGCGAGAACCCACCGGAUGGCUUCAUGUGCCCUGGCGGAUGGAAAGUUCUCGUAGAAUACUAUGACAGUGUAGCUUCACUCGAGGGGACCAAAAUCCGAGAACCUGUUCCUGCUUGAUACAACUAAAACCAUGGUUUGGUGGAAAAAUGGCCAAGUAUGGAUGUAUAAUAAGCUCCAAGGAGCAAUGAACCUUUAUUUGCCACCAAAACUGUUCGUGCUGCUUGUUCGGAUUGCCUACAUUGCAAAUUGUACAGAAAGGAAAAACUCAUGCAAAGCUUGUGUCAUGCCAAGCAUCGCAAUUGAAACUUUUUUCAAUGUAAUAGAAUUUGUGAGUUGAAUUUUAUUGGGUUUGGAUUGAAAAAUGUGUAGUGCGACAAAUUUGGCGCGACUAAA
Molecule: messenger RNA, 1931 nt
Organism: Phalaenopsis equestris
Lineage: Eukaryota; Viridiplantae; Streptophyta; Magnoliopsida; Asparagales; Orchidaceae
Product: ATP sulfurylase 1, chloroplastic
Exons: 5
Coding region: 261-1655 (464 amino acids)
Biological process (GO): sulfate assimilation
Molecular function (GO): sulfate adenylyltransferase (ATP) activity; adenylylsulfate kinase activity
Source: RefSeq, a predicted model, not a curated record